This is a messenger RNA of Lindgomyces ingoldianus, 555 nucleotides long. RefSeq lists its product as uncharacterized. The transcript has 8 exons. The record is from RefSeq and is a predicted model, not a curated record. The coding region runs from base 1 to 555 and encodes 184 amino acids. NCBI's taxonomy places the organism in Eukaryota, Fungi, Ascomycota, Dothideomycetes, Pleosporales, Lindgomycetaceae.
AUGUCUUGGCAUAGAUCCUCACUUCAUCAGAAUCCCACUACUCGUUCGCCAGCCCCACCGAAAUCAGAGCGAAAGAAAGAGCGUGAUGGACAGCUCAUGCUACUGUUUGAAAUGAUAGGAACCAUUAGUGCUGUAUUGGCACCAGUAGACAGUGUUGCACACGAAACUGGUUCACGUGAACUAGCGCAUGGUGAAUCUCUCUCGAGCUCCAGAGACCUUACACCUAACCUCAAUAUACCUAGCUCUAACCUUGCGAUAGAUAGUGGAUUGGCCUGGCUACAAACUAAUAAUGAUCCGCCUAUCCGUUUACCUGCAGCCUUCAAACUGAAUAGACCGGAGAAUAUCGCUAUUGACAAUCGGCCGUUCCUAUUGGAAUUGCUACUAUUCCAGCUAGAAACAGCACUGAUGGCAUCAGAAGAGGUGAGCUACAAUACAUUAGACUCGUUGAACAAUGGGACGGGCAAUCACUGUAGGGAAUUGAUAGCGGAUUUUUUUUUCGAAACCGCUAAAAGCUCGUCUACAAUGUGCAGGCCAUAUAACUCCAACUUUCUUUGA